CAGCAUCUUGCUAGGCAUGACAAAAUCAGCCGCAACCCACCCUCUCUCCCUCUUCCUCUUCCCCUGUCUCCUCUUCUUGCUUCCAUUUCAGGCCUCACCGUCACCGACCACGGAGGCGCAAGCUCUUGUCAAAUGGAAGAACUCCCUCUCUCCUCCUCCUCCUCCUCCUCCUCCUCCUCCUUCUCUGAGCUCCUGGUCCCUCACCAACAUCACCCGUCUCUGCAGCUGGACUGGCGUCGCCUGCAACAAUGGCGGGUCGGUCUCGGAGAUCAGCCUCUCCGGCUCAAGCCUCAGCGGCACGCUCGAUGCGCUCGACUUCGCUUCAUUCCCGAACCUGACCCGCUUCGACGUCAGCAGCAACAAUCUCGUGGGCCCGAUACCGUCCUCGAUCGGCAAUCUCUCGAAGCUCGGGUUCUUGGAACUGGGGAGCAAUCUCUUUGAAGGUGCCAUACCGCCGGAGAUAGGCCAGUUGCAAGAGAUUCAGUACUUGAGCCUCUUGAACAACAGUCUCAAUGGUACUAUUCCUUACCAGAUCAGCAAUCUCGGGAAGGUGUGGCACUGGGAUCUUGGAUCAAACUACUUGGAAUCUCCUGACUGGUCAAAAUUCUCCGCCAUGCCGUCGGUGACUUACCUGAGCCUCUUCCUCAAUUCGCUCGACGGUGAGUUCCCGGGCUUCGUGGCCAAUUGCCAGAACCUGACAUACCUGGACCUGUCGCAAAACGCUUUGACCGGCGAAAUUCCUGAGGCUGUGUACGCCAACCUGGUGAGCCUUGAAUACCUCAACCUCACGGCCAAUUCGCUCCAGGGGCCGAUCUCAAACAUAUCAAAACUUUCCCGGCUGAAGGAGAUCCGGAUUGGUAACAAUCUGUUCGGCGGUCUGAUUCCCGGAGACAUGGGAUUGCUGUCUGAGCUUCAGAUGAUAGAGAUGUACAACAAUUCCUUUGAAGGUGCAAUUCCCAGCUCCAUUGGUCAAUUGAGGCAGCUUCAAGUGCUCGAUUUGCAACUAAACAGCUUCAACUCUUCGAUCCCUUCCGAGCUCGGUCUUUGUUCUAACCUCACCUUUUUAGCCCUAGCCCAGAAUUCGAUCUCCGGGGAGCUGCCUCUCUCUCUGUCUAAUCUGGUCAGAUUGUCGGACUUUGGAGCUGCCGAGAAUCAUCUGUCAGGUGAGUUAUCGCCUUACUUCUUUACAAAUUGGACGGAACUCGUUUCUUUGCAACUGCAGUACAAUUCUCUCUCUGGGCAAAUUCCACCGGAAAUCGGAAGCCUGACCAAGCUCAAUUACCUCUUCUUGUACCACAAUUCACUCUCCGGCCCUAUCCCUAUUGGGAUCGGGAGCUUUGAGAAUUUGCUCGCGUUAGACCUCUCACAGAACAAUCUCUCUGGCCAAAUCCCUUCGACAAUGUGGAACCUCAGCAAGCUGCAGAAAUUCCAGCUUUUCUCCAACAACCUCACUGGGACUAUUCCUCCGGAGGUCGGGAAUCUCACGUCAGUGACCAUUCUCGACCUCAACACGAACCAGCUUUAUGGAGAGGUCCCUGAGACCAUCUCUCGCCUUGCUAACUUAGGGUCACUCUCUUUGUUCACGAACAAUUUCUCGGGAGGCAUACCACAUGAUUUUGGCAAGUACAGCCCUUCUCUGAGCUACGUUAGGCUUUCGAAUAACAGCUUCACUGGAGAAUUGCCGACGGAGUUAUGCAGCGGCUACGCUCUACAAGAACUCCUCACCAAUGGGAAUAACUUCACUGGACCAUUGCCCGACUGCUUGAGGAAUUGUUCGGGGCUAACGAGAGUCCGUCUAGACGACAAUCAGUUCACUGCAGAUAUCACGAGUGCUUUCGGUGUUUAUCCGAAUCUUGUCUUUAUAAGCCUCAGCAACAACCGAUUUGUCGGGAAUCUCUCGACAGAAUGGGGAGAGUGUACGAAUCUCACCAAUUUGCAGAUAGAUGGUAACAAAAUCACCGGCCGCAUCCCACCAGAGCUCGGGAGAUUCCAGUUGGGUGUCCUGACUUUGUACGGCAAUGAAUUGACCGGCAAAAUUCCCGAUGAGAUGGGAAAUCUAGGGGAGAUGCUCACGCUGAACUUGAGCAACAACCAUUUGACCGGAGAUAUUCCCACCUCGUUGGGAAACUUAUCGAAGCUAAGUAAACUUGAUUUGUCAGAGAACGCCUUGAGCGGUAGCAUACCGGACGAGCUAGGGAAUUGCAAGAAUUUACUGGGCUUGAACCUGAGCAACAACAAUCUGUCAGGUAACAUAUCACCAGAGCUCGGGAACUUGAUUUCGCUACAGAUUCUCCUAGAUCUGAGCCACAAUUCACUAGCAGGAUCAAUUCCUUCCAAUUUAGCAAAGCUUACUAGCUUGGAAUUUCUCAAUCUUUCGCAUAACAACUUGUCGGGUACAAUCCCAGCUGCUCUCACCAGCAUGAGCAGUUUAAGCUCCAUAGACUUAUCGUACAACGAGCUAACGGGUGCAGUUCCUAGUGGUAGCCUCUUCCAACAAGCGCCAGGGAAUGCUUUUAUCGGGAAUCCGGGCUUGUGUGGAAACGCGACGGGAUUAUCGCCUUGUCGUUCAAGCAGUAAAUCAACUGACCAUAGGAAAAAGGUUCUGAUUGGUGUGAUUGUUGGCAUCUGCUGCUUACUACUUCUCGUGACUCUUACUGCUCUGAUUUUGGUGCGUCGGCGGCGAAACAAGCAUCUCGAUGAAGAGAUCGAGAGUCUUACGAAGUACAAGAAAUCAGAGACGAUCAUAUGGGAAAUGGGAGCGAAGUUCACAUUCAACGACAUCGCCAAGGCCACCGAUGACUUCAGCGAAGAAUACUACAUCGGAAAAGGCGGGUUCGGGAGUGUUUACAAGGCCGAACUGGCCGGCGGCCAAACCGUGGCUGUCAAAAAGCUUAACGCAUUGGAAUCGGGCGACGUCCCCAUGGUCAACCUCCAGAGUUUCGAGAACGAGAUCCGUGUGCUGACCGAAGUCCGACACCGUAAUGUGAUCAAGCUCCACGGGUUCUGUUCCAGGAGAGGUAGCAUUUACUUGGUCUAUGAGUAUGUGGAGCGAGGCAGCUUGGCAAAGGUCUUGUAUGGAGAUAAAGGAGCAUCUGAACUGGACUGGAGUACGAGGGUGAAGAUUGUCCGAGGCGUGGCUCACGCGAUCGCCUACCUGCAUCACGAUUGCUCGCCACCUAUCGUCCAUCGGGACAUAACCUUGAACAACAUCUUGCUCGAGGACUUCGAGCCUCGGCUUUCAGAUUUCGGGACGGCCAGACUCUUGAAUCCGAACUCAUCCAAUUGGACCACAGUGGCUGGAUCUUAUGGCUACAUGGCUCCUGAAUUAGCAGUAACUAUGCGGUUGACGGACAAAUGCGACGUGUAUAGCUUCGGAGUAGUGGCGCUAGAGAUUAUGAUGGGGAAGCAUCCGGGGGAUCUUCUCUCCUCCCUACAGACGACACAAACGUCGACAUUAUCGGAAGACCCGAGUUUGCUACUAAAGGAUGCACUCGACCCCCGCCUUCCUCCUCCGGCCUGCCAACUAGCCGAGGAAGUGGUAUCCAUCGUCACGGUGGCGCUGGCGUGCACCCGGACGAGUCCCAAUUCGCGACCCACCAUGCGUUUCGUCGCGCAAGAGUUAUCCGCGCGCACUCAGCCUUGCUUGUCCGAGCCCUUGGGCUCCAUAACCAUCAGCAAGCUAUCGAGUCUUCAGAAAUAAAAGUUCAAGGAUAGCGUAAAUCAAAUUAUGUCCUUUCGUCUUUUUUUAUUCAUCUUCUUUUUUUUUCUUUUGUUUGACUUAGCUUGUAAUGAAUGAGGAAUAGUGGGUGGGUGCGUACGAUGGUGUAAAUGCAAAAUGACAAUUUCGAGAAACUCUAUUGUAUAGGUACGUGGAAGCUUCGGCCGCAAAUUUUGAAGCUGAUAGCAUGGGCGGCAGCAAGUUGCUUGCUGCUGACCUGCAAAAUUUAUUU
Molecule: messenger RNA, 3950 nt
Organism: Eucalyptus grandis
Lineage: Eukaryota; Viridiplantae; Streptophyta; Magnoliopsida; Myrtales; Myrtaceae
Product: MDIS1-interacting receptor like kinase 2
Biological process (GO): protein phosphorylation
Molecular function (GO): protein kinase activity; protein binding; ATP binding
Source: RefSeq, a predicted model, not a curated record